UAUACAGACACUUUUAGCUGCUGGUUGCUUUUCUGUCUGUGUUGUAACAGUCCAGAGUAUCAGCAGCUGGACUGUCCUGUGCUACACUUCUCCCAUGGCUCCUGCAGGUCUCCCAGCCUCCCUUCCUCUGUGCGUGUGUCUGCUGCUGGCCUCUGGCUUUGCCCAGGCAGGCAGGCUGCUGGUGGUGCCCAUGGAUGGGAGCCACUGGUUCACUAUGCAGAUGGUUGUGGAGAAACUCAUCCACAGGGGGCAUGAGGUGGUGGCAGUUAUGCCAGAGGUGAGUUGGCAACUGGGAAAAUCCCUGAAUUUGACAGUGAAGACGUACUCAACUUCUCACACUCUGGAAGAUCUGGACCGCGAGUUCAAGGUUUUUAGUGAUUCCCAGUGGAGAUCUUGGGAAGAAACCUUCUAUUCUAUAUUACACAACAAAGCCAGCAAGUAUCUCGAAUUAUUAUUUUCACAGUGUUGGAGCUUGUUUAAUGACAAGAAGUUAGUGGAGUACUUGAAGCAGAGUUCUUUUGAUGCUGUGUUUCUGGAUCCUCUUGAUGUGUGCGGCUUAACUGUGGCCAAGUAUUUGUCACUCCCAUCAGUGAUCUUCACUAGGAGUAUUUGUUAUUUUCUUGAUGAUGGUGCUCAGUGCCCCAGUCCUCUUUCUUAUGUUCCCAGAGGUGUCUUGAAACUCACAGACACCAUGACUUUCAAGGAGAGAGUGUGGAACCAUCUUCUUUAUAUGGCGGAGCAUUCAGUUUGCCCUUUUGUUUACAAAUCUGCCAUAGAAAUUGCCUCUGAAGUUCUCCAGACCCCAGUGACUAUGGAUGACCUCUUCAGCCAAGUGUCCAUUUGGUUGUUACGCACUGAUUUUGUCUUGGAGUUCCCCAGACCUGUGAUGCCUAACAUAGUCUUUGUUGGCGGGAUCAAUUGUCACCAGGGAAGGCCACUUUCCAAGGUAUGAUGUCUCUCUGUUAGCACAU
Molecule: messenger RNA, 971 nt
Organism: Peromyscus maniculatus bairdii (prairie deer mouse)
Lineage: Eukaryota; Metazoa; Chordata; Mammalia; Rodentia; Cricetidae
Source: RefSeq, a predicted model, not a curated record